Xenia sp. Carnegie-2017 is the source of this 13014-nucleotide messenger RNA. RefSeq names its product dynein axonemal heavy chain 1-like. Gene Ontology annotation, biological process: microtubule-based movement. The transcript is spliced from 79 exons. The record is from RefSeq and is a predicted model, not a curated record. Gene Ontology annotation, cellular component: dynein complex. Lineage: Eukaryota; Metazoa; Cnidaria; Anthozoa; Malacalcyonacea; Xeniidae. Bases 323 to 12868 code for a protein of 4181 amino acids. Gene Ontology annotation, molecular function: ATP binding; dynein light intermediate chain binding; minus-end-directed microtubule motor activity.
ACACCAUUUCUCUGUUAGGAAAAACUGAAAAUGCUUUGGAGGAAGCAUUGAAUUUUUGUACCACAUUUUAUCCAACGUCAUAUUUUUGAAGCAAUUUCACUUCAGUGUGUGAAAAGAAUGCCAAAGAUCAUCGGGCUUCAGCAUUUCCCGUUGCUUAGCAAUGACGCCAUUAUAUAAAAUUUUGUGAUUUUUACAAAGUUUUAACUAAAAUUCUGCAAAUAAAAAGUUAUCUGUCCCCGAGACACCUAAAGAAAAGGCAAAAGUUUUGAGUACAUAAUCUAUUUUCAAUGUAAAAGCUUUCUAAACGCGUUGUUCGAAAAAAAUGAGCGAUGACCUGCGUUCAAAGGCCACACGGACUGCUAGCUCCGGAAAACAAGAACUGUUGCCUGCCAAACAGCGCGGUUUCUACUCAGAUAUUUUACGAGAAGAAGCUGCUGCCGAACUGAAGGAUACAAAGAUUGGACCUGCAAGAAAUGAGUGCAAAGUCUGGAAAACAGUUAAACAGAAACACAUACCAAAAGUUUCCACAUUCAAAGAACUCGAUGAUACAAAAAUCAAUUCAAAUAAUAUAAAUGAUCCAACAACUGCUUCUGUUUCCAGUUCAGACUUCAUAUGGUCUUCUUGGGAGCCAAAGGUACAAGUACCAUAUGAGACAGAAUCUGGUCAAGUGCCUCGGAAGAUUGUUAUUGAAAGACUAAAGCGUAUUUAUGCCAGUCAUGACCUCACGUCGUUGCUUGAAGAUCGUGGAGUCAUGACAUCGGAUUUAAUGCCUCAGAAAGGCUUUAACAUGCGAGUUGAUCUGACGAAAGCCGACCCCAAGAACAAGCGCCUGUAUCCACCUUUCCUGUCUUUGGAUGUUUUUGAUAACACCGAGUAUGAUUGUCGCGUUCCACGUGAAUGGCUAAAUCUUGGUUUGGUUGACGGCGAACAGAGACCUGUACCUGGUAAAGCAUUGUUGUCUUUGACUGGAAAGGACGUCGCUCAACCCAACCAAUUUAAAUGGUUGGACGUUGGCGUCCUUGACUACAACCCGAAAACCAAACUAUAUUACAUCCGUGCUGUAGGUAAGGGUGGCAUCCAACAUAAUGUAAUUUCCAAUGAUACCAAACUGAAUGACGAUACCGAAGCUUUUCUCAUACCACCAACGCUGGCCACGGAGGGUUGUUGGAUACCACGAAUUCGUUUGAUGUUUUGUGCCGAGGAUCCGACGGUCUUUGCCGAUCGUGUUGCAUAUGCGUAUAACCUUCGUCUGAAAACGGAAGCUCUCUUGAGAUAUCAUCUUUAUGUAGACUGUAUGCCUGUCGAUGGGCUUACUGAACUUGACACGUGUUCACUCGAUCGUAUGGUCAGGUGGGCGAGCGAGACGAGCGCGUUGAGAAGAGGACCAAGUUUUGGUGAGAAAGUUCACAUUCUUUGCAAUGAAAUCAGACUCGACUUUGCGAGGGCAAUGAACAAGAUUUCAUUCGAUAAAACAGUCACAAAGAGACGCCAGACUUUUUGGUACGUCACCUUACCUGAAGUGGAGGAAACGAUUGUUCCAGAAAAAGGUUACUAUCCUGAUGUACCAAAUUGUCCAUUUGACGAGAAAUUCGAUGAGUUCACGUUUCUCUCUCUGCUUACUCGUGCCGAAGUGAUUCAUGCAAUGACGAAGGUUCGUGCAGAAUGUAACAGAGUCGCAGCCAUGUGUCUCUUUCAAAUACCUAUCACGAAAAGCAUGAGGUUGGAAGAGUUCGAACAGGCACAAAGUCAAGCCAGUUCACAGGUUCAAUUGUUUUUGAAAGACAGUUGGUUAAGUUCAUUACGUUCGGCCAUCAGAUCGAGUCUCAGCGAAGCCGGAAAAGGAUGGUUCAAUCUGAAUGAGAGCAUCUGGGAAGUUUAUAAAAUAUCAAAGCUGGCCAAGUUUAUGCAACUGGUCAAUUUUGCCAUGCAGGAUACAUUAAGGUUCCUCGUCCAAGAUUCACUUGCUUCAUUCAAACAGACUAUUCAUGAUGGCUGUCAUGACGUUUUAAACGUCCCCGACGAUGUAGUUUGGGAAGGAGAUAUCGUAAACAGUCCUUUCAAGCCGAAAAAGCAUCCGUUGUUUUAUGUGGAUUUGACAAUGGAGAAAGAGAGCGUCGGCUAUGGUAUAGAACUUCAUAGCUUCGAAGAUGUUGUCAUUAGUUUGUUUAAUAAAGGGAUUGCGUGCACAAGAAAUGUACCUCAGCUGGAGAAAAUGGUGAUGAAGGAACUGUUCUGGAGUGCGACUCCUUUGUUAGAGACUGUCGGAGAGAACGAACCACCCGUUGUGGAAACGAGAGAGUUCAUCAGAAGAGCGAUGAAGAAGUCCAUCGUGCCAUUAAAGGCGUAUGCUAAACAAUACGAAAUGUACUUAGAACUUUUCAACCUCGAUAUCAAUGGUUACUUACGGGAUUACGACAAACAAAAUUACAGCGCCAUGGAAGUAAAACAGGAAAUAGAGAUGCAUCUUGCCGAAAAAGAAAUCCUCGAAAACAGUAUACCGUCUCAAAUCGUGAUCGGUCCAUUUCAUGUUAAUACUGAAACUGUUCGUCAAAAACUAGCCGCCAAGAGAAAGGCAUUGGCCAAUCAGGUUAUCGAACUGUUGGCGAAAAAGCUACGAAAACAGAACGACGAAAUUUGUGAAGAGUUCAUGCAAAUUGCGAACACCCUGUACGAUAAACCCAACUGUAUCGAAGAAUUGGCCGAGCAACGUGAGUACAUGAAAACGAUCCCCGAUUUAUUGAAGAAAAAUCAAGAGUUGAUUGAUAAAGCAGUUAUCGAUUAUGAACUCAUCGAAGAAUUCUACUACAGUUUAUCACAGGAUGAUUUCAAUGUAAAGUGGACGGUUAUUGGUUUUCCAAACACGAUUCAACAACAAAUAGAAAUGACCGAACUCUCUCUGCAAGCAGAUGAAGAACGUUUCCAGAAGAAUCUGCUUUCAGAUCAAAACACGUUCCAAGACAGGCUCGACACGUUGAACAUGGUGAUCGCGGGCUUUGCUGCUCAUACUGAUAUCAAUCGCGCACACGAAAUCGCCAAUGACGUUAGGCGUAUAUCGAAACAGCUCAAAGAAUGCCAAGGAUUGGCUACUACAUACAAUAACAGGGAACGACUGUUUGGACUACCUGUGACGUCGUAUGACAAAGUGGGAAAGCUGUUGAAAGAUUUUGAACCAUACAAGAGCUUGUGGUUGACGACGUCCGAUUGGUUGAAGUGGUACGACUCCUGGAUGAACGAUCCUCUCAUAACCAUCGACGCCGAACAACUCGAGAGCAAUGUGAACAAUGCGUUCAAAACGAUGCAUAAGUGUGGAAGACAUUUCCAGGAGGUUCCAAAUGUUCAAAGUAUAGCGAAUGAGAUUAAGGGUUGGAUUGAAGAGUUUAAACCUUUUAUCCCACUAAUCCAAGGAUUAAGAAAUCCUGGUAUGAGAAGCCGUCAUUGGGACCAGCUAUCGAAAGAUCUUGGUUUCAAAUUGGUUGCAAAUCAAAACUUGACUUUUUCCAAAUGUCUCGAACUCAAACUCGAAGAUCACAUCGGUGUCAUCUCCAAAGUUGCUGAAGUCGCAGGAAAGGAGUACUCCAUUGAGCAGGCUUUAGACAAGAUGGAAAGUGAAUGGUCGCCGAUCGUUAUGGAAGUACUAUCGUACAAAGAGACUGGUACCUACAUCAUCAAAGUGAGCGACGACUGCUCACAACUCUUGGACGACCAUAUCGUGAUGACGCAAAGCAUGUCCUUUUCACCGUACAAGAAACCAUUCGAGGAUCGCAUCAACUCGUGGGAAGGAAAGUUGGUGAUGACCCAGGACGUCUUAGACGAAUGGUUGAAUUGUCAACGCGCUUGGCUCUAUUUGGAGCCGAUAUUUAGCAGCGAAGAUAUCAACAGACAGUUGCCAAUCGAAUCGAAGCGAUACCAAACCAUGGAAAGGAUAUGGCGAAAAGUUAUGAACAACGCAUUCAAUAACCCUCAGGUGAUAUCUCUUUGUCCUGAUGCCCGCCUGCUUGACAAUCUUAAAGAAUGCAACAAGUUAUUGGAACAGGUUCAAAAAGGUUUGAGUGAGUACCUGGAAGCCAAAAGAAGUUCAUUCCCUCGAUUUUUCUUUCUGUCUGACGACGAACUGUUGGAGAUUUUGUCGCAGACCAAAGAUCCUACCGCUGUACAACCCCACCUCAGGAAAUGCUUUGAGAACAUUGCUCGAUUACAAUUCGAGGACGACCUUCGCAUCUCGAAGAUGUUUUCUUCUGAUGGCGAAGGAGUGCCCUUCUCUGAGGAAAUGUAUCCCAGAGGUAACGUGGAGGACUGGUUGCUAGAAGUGGAGAGAAUCAUGAUGGCUAGCUUGAAGAGCAUACUUCAUCGUGCAAUUGUUGCCUACGAACAGACGCCACGAGUUGAUUGGGUAUUGCAAUGGCCGGGACAGAUCGUCAUCGCAGGAUGUCAAAUGCAUUGGACAAAGGAAGUAUCCGAGGCAUUGGAGAAAAAUGAGCUGAAAGAUUUAUUUGUAAAUCUCAGAAAACAGCUAAGUGACCUGGUAUCACUUGUCAGAGGUCAACUCACCAAAUUGGAGAGGUCAAUUUUGGGAGCUCUUAUUGUUAUCGAGGUCCAUGCUUGUGAUGUGGUGGACAAAAUGGUUCAAGAAAAUGUUCAAAACAUCAACGAUUUUGAGUGGAUAAGUCAGCUAAGAUAUUAUUGGGAAGAUGAUCUACUCAUUCGCGCCGUGAACGCUGAAUUCAAAUACGGCUACGAAUAUCUUGGCAACAGCGGGCGUCUCGUUAUCACGCCUCUCACUGAUCGAUGUUACCUUACCCUGACUGGAGCGCUUCAUCUCACUUUCGGUGGUGCACCUGCUGGGCCUGCGGGCACUGGCAAAACUGAGACGACUAAGGAUUUAGCCAAAGCUAUGGCCAUUCAAUGUGUCGUAUUUAAUUGCUCUGAUCAACUAGAUUUUAUGGCGAUGGGGAAAUUUUUCAAAGGCUUGGCAAGCUCCGGUGCCUGGGCAUGCUUUGAUGAAUUUAACCGCAUCGAUGUGGAAGUAUUGUCCGUGGUCGCUCAACAAAUUUCCACUAUACAACAAGCGCUCCAGAACAAAGUCGAAAGAUUCAUGUUCGAGGGUGUUGAGUUGAAGUUACGUCAUUCUUGUGCAGUCUUUAUCACCAUGAAUCCUGGUUAUGCAGGUAGAACGGAACUACCCGAUAAUCUCAAGGCGUUAUUCCGUCCCGUGGCUAUGAUGGUUCCUGACUAUGCUCUUAUUGCUGAGAUCAGUUUGUUCUCGUUUGGUUUCUCGGAAGCGAAAGUUCUCGCGAAAAAAAUAACGACGACAUUUAAAUUGUCGUCGGAGCAACUCAGCUCACAGGAUCAUUAUGAUUUUGGAAUGAGAGCUGUGAAGACCGUCAUUUCUGCUGCCGGUAACCUUAAAAGAGAAAACCCCGAAAUGGAAGAGGAGCUGAUUGUUUUGCGUGCCAUACGUGAUGUGAAUGUGCCAAAGUUUCUUUUGGAUGAUCUCAAGUUGUUCGAAGGCAUUGUAUCUGAUCUCUUUCCUAAGAUCAAGGAGCAGCCAAUUGAUUACGGUGAACUGGACUUGUCCAUACGAACUUCUUGCAAAAAGAUGGGUCUCCAAGAUGUUAAUGGUUUCGUGACGAAAUGCAUACAGCUUUAUGAAACAACUGUAGUUCGUCAUGGUUUGAUGUUGGUCGGACCAACUGGAUCAGGAAAGACAAAGUGCUACGAAGUUCUGAAGAGAGCGAUGACUUCAUUAAAAGGUCAAAUGUCUCCUGCGGGAACGCAGUUCGAGGAAGUCCACACAUGCGUAUUGAAUCCGAAAUCCAUAACCAUGGGUCAACUUUACGGAGAGUUUGAUUUAAUGACUCACGAAUGGACGGAUGGUAUUCUAUCAUCGAUGAUUCGCGAAGGUAGCUCUAGCUCAACGUCAGACAAGAAAUGGUACCUAUUUGAUGGUCCCGUCGAUGCUGUAUGGAUUGAAAACAUGAACACGGUGCUUGAUGAUAACAAGAAACUGUGUUUGACCAGUGGAGAAAUUAUCAAGUUGACUGAGUCGAUGACGAUGAUGUUUGAGGUGCAAGAUCUUGCCGUAGCUUCACCUGCUACAGUUAGUCGUUGUGGUAUGGUGUACCUGGAGCCGAGUAUACUAGGUCUUCAACCAUUUGUUGAUUGCUGGUUGAGAAAGAUGCCGGAUUUUGUUUUUGAUCACAGGGACGCUUUCAAGUCGCUCUUUGAUAGAUUUCUGGAGGUCAGCAUCCUAUUUUUAAGAAAACAACUGAAAGAGUUCGUUCCGUCCGUCGACAGCAAUCUCUGUUUCAGCCUCAUGAAUUUACUCGACUCUUUCUUUGCGCCAUUUAUUCCACGAGAAGGCAUUGAUAUUCCUCAAGAAAACCUUGAUAAAAUUGUCGUUUUAAUCGAACCUUGGUUCAUUUUCGCCCUCAUCUGGUCCGUGGGCUCAACUUGUGAUGGAGACGGUCGACACAAAUUUAGUCAAUUUCUACGCCAGAAAAUGCAAGACGAGAAAAUAAGCAUGCUGUUUCCUGAAGAUGGUCUAGUGUAUGACUAUUGCUUAGAUGACGGUGGAAUUAGUAAAAUUGGUACAGAUGAUGAUGAAGUUGAGACUACGUCAAGUGGAGAGGUUCGUUGGAAACAUUGGUUGGAAGGUUCACCGAACGUCGAAAUAACACCUGAGACGAGGUUUUCGGACAUCAUAAUACCUACGAUGGAUUUGAUACGAGGAUCUUAUAUCCUAGGAAUGCUGUUGUCGAACCACAAGAAGGUUGUAGCAGUUGGUCCAACUGGCUCUGGAAAAACGUUGUGCAUUAGCGACAAGUUAUUGAGACAUAUGCCAGAUAAUUAUCUAUGUCAUUUUCUUGCUUUCUCUGCGAGAACGUCGGCGAAUCAAACUCAGGAUAUCAUUGACGGAAAACUGGAUAAAAGACGGAAAGGAGUGUUUGGUCCACCUUUAGGAAAGACCUUUCUUAUAUUUAUUGACGAUCUCAACAUGCCUGCAUUAGAGACGUAUGGUGCUCAGCCUCCGAACGAAUUGUUACGACAGUAUUGUGAUCACAACGGAUGGUACGAUAGAAAGCAGAUUGGUGCAUUCCGUGAGCUGGUCGACAUCAAUCUUCUCGGGGCAAUGGGUCCCCCUGGUGGAGGCCGUAAUCCCGUUACGCCACGUUUGUUACGUCAUUUCAACUUUCUCACUUUCACCGAAAUGGAAGAUUCGAGCAAGUUCACUAUUUUUUCAACAAUAUUAAAUGGAUGGCUGGCAUCAUAUCAAGGUGAAAAUAAAAAUGAUCUUGGCAGUCGGUUGGUACAACAGACGAUCGCCGUUUAUAACACUAUCACAACACAGUUGCUCCCUACUCCAUCUAAGAGUCACUACACCUUUAAUCUUCGCGACCUGUCAAAAGUCUUUCAAGGCAUUCUCAUGGCGAAACCGGAUCGACUGGAAUCGAGGCUGGAACUACUCCGCCUGUGGUUUCACGAGAAUUGUCGGGUGUUUCAGGAUCGCUUGGUGAAUGAUGAUGAUCGUAAAUGGUUCAUAAAUUUGAUGAAAGAUAAAAUGACGAAUGGAUUCAAUGUCGUCUACGAUGAAGUUGUCACUUGCGUACCUCUCGUAUAUGGUGAUUUUAUGAUACCGAAUGUAGAAAACAAGAUUUAUGCCGAAGUGACAGACUACGCUAAGAUGGUGAAGAUCCUUGAGGAAUAUCUCGAAGAUUAUAACCAGAUCAAUACGGCGCAGAUGAAACUUGUAUUGUUCACGGACGCUGUACAGCAUGUUUGCAGGAUCGGUCGCAUCAUUAGGCAACCUUUGGGCAACGCUUUGUUAUUGGGUGUUGGUGGUAGUGGCAGACAGAGUCUGACACGACUGGCCACCCACAUGGCCGAGUACGAAUGCUUUCAGAUAGAGUUGGCAAAGAACUACGGAGUUCCAGAAUGGCGAGAAGACGUGAAGAAGGUGAUGAUGAAGGCUGGACUGGAAAACAAACCUGUUGUCUUUUUAUUCGUGGAUACUCAGAUUAAAGACGAAUCGUUUCUUGAAGAUCUAAACAACAUCCUGAACGCGGGUGACGUUCCAAACAUAUACCAGCCCGACGAACUUGAUAACAUAUACACUACCAUGAAACCAUUUGUUCAGGAUUCGGGACAACCACCGACAAAAGCUAAUCUUUAUUCUGCAUACACUAAACUAGUCCGCUCUAAUAUACAUCUGGUCGUAUGUAUGAGCCCCAUAGGCGAGAUAUUUCGCGCGCGAUUGCGUCAAUUUCCAUCUCUUGUCAACUGCUGCACUAUCGACUGGUUCUCGGAAUGGCCAGAGGAAGCUUUGCAAUCUGUUGCCUCUACGUUCCUUGGUGAGAUCCACGAGCUUGAAGAUUCACCAUACACCAAAGGAUUGGUGGACAUGUGUGGCAAUAUCCACCAAUCCGUAGCAAGAAAAUCCAAGCAAUAUCUUGCUGAGCUAUCUCGGUACAAUUACGUCACUCCAACGAGUUACCUUGAUUUGCUUGGCACAUUUCAAAAACUUGUGUCGUCGAAGAAGUCUGAAAUCGUCAAUGCACGUAAACGUACAAAGAACGGACUUGAUAAGUUGCUAUCGACAGCUGAAGAAGUUGAAAAACUACAAGAAGAACUUGAAUCUAUGCAGCCGUUGCUCGCCCAGGCUGCCCAGGAUACUGAAGAAACAAUGGAACAGAUUGAGAAAGACAGUGUGGUUGCUAAUGAGACCAAAGUUGUUGUCCAAAGGGAAGAAACAGAGGCAACUAAGAAAGCGACUGAAACUCAAGCCAUUGCUGAUGACGCUCAACGAGAUCUCGACGAGGCCCUCCCUGCUUUGGAAGCGGCUCUCACUAGUCUGAAAUCGCUGAAUAGGAAUGAUGUUGUCGAGGUGCGAGCCCUUCAGCGUCCACCUCCUGGUGUGAAGUUAGUCAUUGAUGCUGUUUGUAUUAUCAAAGGAGUUAAACCGAAGAAAGUUGCAGGAGAAAAGGUUGGCACAAAAGUGGACGAUUACUGGGAGCCUGGUAAAGCACUGUUACAAGACCCCGCUAAGUUUCUGGAAAGUCUUUUUAAAUUCGACAAGGAUAAUAUUCCUGAUGCAAAUAUUCAAAAGAUUCAACCGUACAUUGAUAAUGAAGACUUCACUCCUACAGCGAUUGCAAAAGUUUCUAAAGCUUGUACUUCAAUCUGUCUGUGGGUGCGAGCCAUGCAUAAGUACCAUUUUGUUGCAAAAUCCGUGGCACCGAAAAGGGAAGCUCUGCAAAAGGCCACGGAAGAUCUUCAAGAAACUCAACGAAUUCUUGGAGAGGCGAAGGAAAGACUGCGUGAGGUUGAAGAAGGUAUCGCAUCGCUUCAAGCCAAAUAUGAAGAAUGUGUGUCAAAGAAAGAGGAGCUGGAAAAUAAAACGGAACUGUGUUCCGCUCGACUGACCAGAGCAGAAAAGCUCAUUGGCGGUUUGGUGGACGAGAAAGGUCGCUGGCAAGAAUCUGUUGCGGAAUUUGAUGGUCAAGUCAUUAAUGUUGUUGGGGAUGUCAUCAUAUCGUCUGGUAUUAUUGCUUAUCUUGGAUCAUUCACGGGUGAAUAUCGUACCGCUAUGGUUAGCGAGUGGGUCGAUCAGCUGACACAGCUUGGAAUCCCUCGUUCUGAAACGUGCUCUCUUGUAUCAACACUUGGUGAUGCUGUGAAAAUCAGAAACUGGCAAAUUGCAGGCCUACCCAGAGAUACUCUGAGCGUCGAGAAUGGCGUGAUUGUGCAAAAUUCUCGGAGAUGGCCGCUAUUCAUCGACCCGCAGGCUCAAGCUAACAAGUGGAUUCGAAAUAUGGAGAAAGAAAGCGGAGUGGAUGUUGUCAAGCUCACAGACAAAGAUUUUUUACGAAGUCUUGAAAAUGCCGUGAGAUUUGGCAAACCUUGUUUACUGGAGAACGUCGGAGAAGAACUUGAUCCAGCUUUGGAACCGAUUUUGUUGAAACAGACAUUCAAGCAGUCGGGAAGUACCGUGAUCAAACUGGGCGAUGCAAUCAUCCCGUAUCAUGAUGACUUCAAGUUUUACAUCACAACUAAACUUCCCAAUCCGCAUUACACCCCCGAGGUCUCUACGAAGGUCACAAUUGUUAAUUUUACUCUAGCACCAAGUGGUCUCGAAGACCAGCUACUGGCAAUCGCUGUUGCCGAGGAACGACCUGAUCUCGAAGAAGCAAAGAACCAGUUGAUCGUUAGCAACGCCAAAAUGAAACAAGAACUUGAAGAGAUCGAGAACAAAAUACUUCAUAAACUAUCCGCAUCUGAAGGAAGCCCUGUUGACGACGUGGACUUAAUUCAAACUCUCGAAGCAUCGAAAGUGAAAGCUGCUGAAAUUAAGGCUAAAGUAGUUAUUGCUGAGCAGACGGAAAAAGACAUCGAUGAAACCCGCAGUCUUUACAUUCCGGUGGCAGUGCGAACGCGAAUAUUGUUUUUCUGCACGUAUGAUCUGGCCAAAAUUGAUCCCAUGUACCAAUAUUCUUUGGAAUGGUUUAUCACAAUUUUCUUGAACAGCAUUGCAAACGCGGAACAAGCAGAUAACAUCACUCAACGUAUCGAGAACGUGAACGAAUAUUUCACGUUCAGUUUAUACAGCAACGUUUGCCGUAGUUUGUUCGAAAAAGAUAAGCUUCUCUUUUCCUUUCUGGUGUGUGUAAGAAUACUGCAAAAUGACAAUAAAAUUGAUGGUGAUGAAUGGCGGUAUCUCCUUGCGGGCGGAACUCUGGUUCCGGAGCAAGUACCCAACCCGGCAAAAGACUGGAUCUCGGAAAGAGCCUGGAACGAGAUUCUUACUUUACCGGCGCUUCCGAAAUUUGCCAAAUUCGCAGAAGAUUUUUGUCAGCACUUGGAAGGUUACAAAAGAAUUUUCGACAGUACAGAGCCGCACAGAGAACCUUUGCCCGGCACUUGGGACAAUGAUUUGGAUCAUUUCCAGAAGAUACUCGUACUUCGUUGUUUACGAGCAGAUAAAGUCACCAAUGCCAUGCAGGAUUUUGUCGCUGAAAAACUUGGUCAAAAAUUCAUUGAGCCGCAGACUGCAGAUCUGUCAUCAGUCUUCAAAGACUCGUCUACAAUCUGCCCACUCAUCUUCGUCCUAUCGACUGGAACAGAUCCGGCUGCUGAUCUUUAUAAGUUCGCGGAAGAGAUGCGUUUCUCGAAAAAACUAAACGCGAUCUCUCUCGGUCAAGGUCAGGGGCCUAGGGCCGAGGCCAUGAUGAGAUCCGCGAUGGAGAGGGGUAAAUGGGUAUUUUUUCAAAACUGUCAUCUCUCGCCUAGUUGGAUGCCCGCCUUGGAACGACUCAUUGAAAAUAUUGAUGUUGAUAAGGUGCAUCGCGAUUUUAGAUUAUGGCUGACCAGCAUGCCCAGUCCUAAAUUUCCAGUAUCCAUCUUGCAAAAUGGUUCAAAAAUGACCGUGGAACCUCCCAGAGGAAUAAAGGCAAACCUCAUGAGAUCAUAUGCGGGAUUUAGUGACGAGUUCUUCGCCGCUUGUAAACGGACUGAAGAUUUCAAGUAUUUGCUCUUCUCACUAUGCUUGUUUCAUGGUGUAACUCUCGAGCGUCGGAAGUUUGGACCACUUGGAUUUAAUAUUCCAUAUGAAUUCACCACUGGAGAUCUGAGGAUUUGUAUAAGUCAACUGAGUAUGUUCUUGGAUGAGUAUGAAGGAGUACCUUAUAAGGUAUUGAAAUACACCGCGGGUCAAAUCAAUUACGGUGGCCGUGUCACAGAUGACUGGGACCGUCGAUGUAUAAUGACAAUUUUGGCCGAUUAUUAUCGUCCGGAAGUUCUUGAAUCUGGUCACAAGUUCUCUUUAGCUGGCGUCUACAGCCAAUUAAAAGGAGAAACGCCGCACGAGGGUUAUCUGCAUUACAUUCGUGGCCUACCCAUCAAUGACACACCGGAAAUCUUCAGUCUUCACGACAACGCAAACAUUACCUUUGCCCAGAACGAGACGUUUGAUCUGCUUCAUGGAAUACUGAAAAUGCAACCAAAAACAACUGCGGGCGCAGGAAAGUCACGUGAAGAGAUUGUCGAAGAUAUUGGUCGUAGUAUACUGGAAAAGAUUCCAGAACCCAUUCCCAUCUUACAAGUAAUGAAUAAAUACCCUGUAAAAUACGAAGAAUCGAUGAACACAGUACUGACACAAGAGGUUAUACGUUACAACAAGUUGCUCACUGCCAUACGUGGCUCUCUCAACGAGAUGCUCAAGGCUCUUAAAGGUUUAGUCGUCAUGUCACAGGCACUUGAGACAAUGGUCGACAGUCUCUUUAAGAAUGCUGUUCCCGAAUUGUGGGCAAGUAAGGCGUACCCUUCCUUAAAGCCUCUUUCAUCGUGGGUGACUGACCUCAUUGCAAGAGUGACCUUUAUUCAAAAGUGGAUUGAAGAUGGUAUACCUUCGGUGUUCUGGAUAUCUGGAUUUUUCUUCCCUCAAGGUUUUCUCACUGGAACUCUUCAAAACUUUGCAAGAUCUUCAUCCAUAUCCAUCGACGUUAUAACGUUUGAUUUUGAGGUUUUACCUCGGGCAUCUGCGCCCACGUCAAGACCGGUAAAUGGUUGCUAUGUACGAGGUUUGUUUCUAGAAGGGGCUCAAUGGAGUGCAGAUAAACACGAGCUGGCUGAAUCAAAGCCCAAAGAGCUUUACACUGAUAUGCCAGUUAUUUGGCUAAAACCGACCGCUAACCGUGUAAAACCAGUUACUGGUAUAUAUGAGUGUCCCGUUUAUAAGACUCUCACCAGAGCAGGUACACUUUCGACAACAGGCCAUUCCACUAAUUUCGUUCUGUCUAUUGAAGUACCCAGCAGUCAACCUCAACAGCAUUGGAUUAAACGUGGAGUCGCAUUGAUGUGUGCCCUCAAUUAUUAAUGCACGCUUUUAUUUCGGCACUUAGACGUGAAAGGUGCUGUGUUGUUUUCUGGCCGAACGUUGUCGUCGUUAUCUCUUCAUUAUUAUUUUUAAUGUGAAUAAUCAGUUUUUUGUACAUUUUUAUAGUAAAUAUUACAUCACGAAAA